GAGGGAGCGACGCACCGGCCCUGGAAAAGCAAGCCAGGGCCUUCCGCAGCUUGGAGCGGAAUUGGCGGGGAGUCUCGAGCCCUUUAUGCAAAGAAAGCCCAGGAGCGCAAAAGUUAGCGCCGGAAGCGGAGAGUGGCCUCCCGUCGAGCGGGAAGCGUGACUCGGCACCUCGGGGAGUUCACGGGUUGGAUCAAGUUGCGUGAAGGAGGGAAGAGCCUUCUCUCCCCACACUAGGGGGAAGAAAAUGCAGGAACUUGACAAGAUUGAAAUCUUGAAUCCAGAAUGGAUUUGCCAACCCAAAACUGAUGACAGAAUUCAGAAUGGUACAAAGCAGAAUAAUUAUGUUGAUUGUGUUGAUAACCUUUUUGAAGAAGCUCAGAAAAUUGGGGCCGUAUGCUCAGAGCAGGCUAAGGCCGAUACAAUUAUUACAUUAUGGAAAAACGGUUUUACAGUAAAUGAGGGUGAACUCCGAAGUUACACAGAUGUUGCCAACCAGCGCUUCUUGGAUUCCAUUAAAAGGGGGGAGCUGCCUUUCGAGUUGCAGAAGAUCUGUGACAAAGAAGAGGUGGAUGUGAAGGUGGAUGAUAAGAAGGAUGAGUUAUAUACGUCGCCGAAGGCAGUAUUUCAUCCUUUCUCUGGAGCAGGAUAUCGAUUGGGAAGUGCUACACCUAGAAUAAUUUCCAAAGUAAAAAAAAAAGUGGAAGAAACUGAAAAGAGAAAACCGACAGUAGUGCUAAAUAAUUCAGAACCUAUCACUAGAAUCCAGAUUUGGUUAGCAGAUGGAGCACGGAUAGUACAAAACUUCAAUAUUUCUCAUAGAAUAAGCCAUGUCAGAGACUUCAUAACUGACUACCAAAGACAUCGAGGAAGAAGACCUUUCACACUGACUACUUCACUUCCUUUUCAAGAGUUGUUGAACGAAUCUCUCACCCUAGAGGAAGCUAACUUAAAAAACACUGUUGUUGUGCAAAGACUUAAAAAUAAUAUUGAGCCUUUCCGAAGUUUCUCUUCCUAGCAUUCUCUACCUAAAAGAAAGAACAGUUGCAGG
Notechis scutatus (mainland tiger snake) is the source of this 1048-nucleotide messenger RNA. The record is from RefSeq and is a predicted model, not a curated record. Lineage: Eukaryota; Metazoa; Chordata; Lepidosauria; Squamata; Elapidae.